AUGAAGAUCUCAGUAUUGUAAUAUUGAUUAUAAAGAUCAGGAAAAAUGAAAUAUCUGGUUCAUAGAUUGAGGAAAAAUAAGAGAUUACUUCUGUUAUUGAAAAUCCAAAGAAAACAAGACGAAUAUUCUAAGCAGAGCUUUAAGAAUUAGGAUAGAAUAGAGGAUAGGAUUAUAAAUUUCCUGAUCUUUAAUUCAGAAUUUUACAAAUUUCUUUCAAACUGCUUGUUAUGCCUCCAUUUCCCCUUAUAAAUCAAAAGAAUGAAAUUCUAGGCAGAUAAGAUAAAGGAAUAAGGAGAUAUUGA
Paramecium octaurelia is the source of this 302-nucleotide messenger RNA. Lineage: Eukaryota; Ciliophora; Oligohymenophorea; Peniculida; Parameciidae. The record is from the annotation of a GenBank genome assembly.